AUGGCUUCAAGGUUACUGCGGGGAGUCCAGGCUUUGAGGGCCUCUGGCCCUGCUUGGGUGGCCGUUUGCUCCAUGGCGACCGGAGGAGGUAUCCCUUCUGAUGAGGAGCAGGCUACUGGCUUGGAGAGAGAGAUUAUGAUGCCUUCAAGGCAUGAUUUGGAUCCAUACAAUAUGUUAGCCCCAAAGGCAGUUCCAGAGACCAAGGAGGAACCCAACCUGGUCCCUUCCACCACGGACAAGCAAAUAGUGGGCUCCAUCUGUGAAGAGGACAACAGUGCAGUCAUCUGGUUCUGGCUUCACAAAGGUGAGACACAGCAUUGCCCUAACUGUGGAACAUGUUACAAGCUGGUACCCCACCAGUUUAGCCACUGAGCCCCUGAACUGGUUUACUUG
Trichosurus vulpecula (common brushtail) is the source of this 393-nucleotide messenger RNA. Its product is annotated as cytochrome c oxidase subunit 5B, mitochondrial-like. Gene Ontology annotation, biological process: mitochondrial electron transport, cytochrome c to oxygen. Bases 1 to 372 code for a protein of 123 amino acids. Gene Ontology annotation, cellular component: mitochondrial envelope. The record is from RefSeq and is a predicted model, not a curated record. Lineage: Eukaryota; Metazoa; Chordata; Mammalia; Diprotodontia; Phalangeridae. The transcript has a single exon.